Maniola jurtina (meadow brown) is the source of this 1982-nucleotide messenger RNA. RefSeq names its product cell division cycle protein 20 homolog (gene fzy). The record is from RefSeq and is a predicted model, not a curated record. Gene Ontology annotation, biological process: positive regulation of ubiquitin protein ligase activity; anaphase-promoting complex-dependent catabolic process; positive regulation of anaphase-promoting complex-dependent catabolic process. Lineage: Eukaryota; Metazoa; Arthropoda; Insecta; Lepidoptera; Nymphalidae. The transcript is spliced from 10 exons. Gene Ontology annotation, cellular component: anaphase-promoting complex. The coding region runs from base 199 to 1818 and encodes 539 amino acids. Gene Ontology annotation, molecular function: protein binding; ubiquitin ligase activator activity; anaphase-promoting complex binding.
AUAACUGUCACAUUUUGUUUGGUGGUCUUGGUGGUGUCGUGUGAUUCAACUUCUAAAGUUGUGAUUGCAAAAGUGAUUCCAAUUUUUUGAUUGUGGCCUGGAUGAUUGGGAAAUUAUAAUUAUUUCUUACUUCAUGUUUAUUUUAUAUUAAGUUCUGUCCUGUGAGUUUUGCAAAUAUUAAAAAUAUUCAUUGAAAACAUGGCCCAGUUUAACUACCUCAACGAUUUGAAAACUUUAGCUACAAUAGAUGGGCCCAUAACCCGUGGACCGCUCCAACGCUGGGUAAAGAAGUCCAACAAUGAAAACAUUAACCCAUCGUUGAGCACAUCGUCCAAAAAUAUAUCGAAUAUAAAUCUAAGUGCUUGUAAUCAGUCCAUGCAAAAGUUGUCUGUUUCUGGCAAUUUAAGCUGUAACAACAGCGUUCUAUCCAGCAACAAGACACCCACUAGAAAUGAGAACAAGAAAGGAAAAAAGACUCCUUCAAAGAACAAAUCUCCAGGCCGAUCAACAACUCCCACCCCUAACAAGCUGGCAAAGACACCAAACAAGGCUGACAGAUUCAUACCUUCCAGGAGUAACUCUAAUUUUGACUUAUGCCACUAUAUGUUAAAUCGCGAGGAAGUAGAAGAGGUAGCAGCACAGACAGUGACCGGAGAAGCUAUAGGCCGAGCCCUUGCAGACACAGAGCCUGGACGUCUCCUGCAAUACACCUGCAAGGCACCUGCGGCACCCGAGGGCUACCAGAACAGACUUAGAGUGGUAUAUUCACAGGCUAAAGUUCCAUCAUCAGUGAAGAACACAACUAGAUAUAUCCCCCAGGCACCCGACAGAAUAUUGGAUGCACCUGAUAUCCUUGACGACUAUUAUCUGAACCUAAUAGAUUGGAGUGCAUCAAACAUACUAGCCGUAGCGCUAAGCAACACUGUAUACCUCUGGAAUGCAAGCACGGGGCAAAUAGAACAGCUAUUGACUCUAGAAGGCUCGGAGACUGUUUCAUCCGUGGCAUGGGUGCAAGGCGCCAGCUCGCACCUGGCAGUCGGCACAUCUUCCUCUGUUGUUGAGCUGUGGGACUGCGAGAAGAUUAAGAGGUUGAGGAUAAUGGACGGGCACACGGGCCGCGUGGCGUCGCUGGCGUGGAACCUGUACGUGGUGUCGAGCGGCGCGCGCGACGGCAACAUCGUCCACCACGACGUGCGGCAGCGCAACCACGCCGUGGCCACCAUCAAUGCACACACGCAUGAGGUGUGUGGCCUAAAGUGGUCCCCGGACGGCAAGUACCUGGCGUCGGGCGGUAACGACAACUUACUGAACAUCUGGCCCAGUGAACACGGACAGCACUACAGCCAGACGCAGUACAUACACCAGUUUAAUCAGCACCAGGCAGCAGUGAAGGGGCUGGCGUGGUGUCCGUGGAGCGCGGGCAUACUGGCGUCGGGCGGCGGCACGGCGGACCGCACCAUCCGCAUUUGGAACGUCAACACGGGCGCCAAUCUCAACACGGUCGACACCAAAUCGCAGGUGUGUUCGAUCAUAUGGAGCACACACUACAAGGAGCUAGUGUCGGCUCACGGCUACGCGCAGAACCAGAUCAUCAUCUGGAAGUACCCCAUGUUGUCGCGCGUCACCGAGCUGUGCGGCCACGAAGCGCGCGUGUUGCAUCUCGCGCUGUCGCCCGACGGCACCACCGUGCUGUCCGCUGCCGCUGAUGAGACGCUGCGAUUGUGGAAAUGUUUCAUGCUGGAUCCAUCCAAAAAGAAGGAACCGACCGAAUCGAAGGCAGCAAAAUCGAUACUUAAUAUGAACUCGUUAAUAAGAUAGAAAGUUCUAUCAACUGACUGCAGUUGAGUACUGCGCUAGACUGAAUUUUGUGAUGUUUUAUGUAAAAUGACUGCAAAGGCUAAUUGUUUGUUUUAUGAUAAUUGUUUGAUGAAAAUAUUUUCGCGAUUUCAUGUAUCUAUACUAAUAAAUAAAAUUGGAGUGUC